This is a messenger RNA of Belonocnema kinseyi, 4911 nucleotides long. It is a transcript of the gene Iml1, whose product is annotated as GATOR complex protein Iml1. Gene Ontology annotation, cellular component: GATOR1 complex; lysosomal membrane. Gene Ontology annotation, biological process: positive regulation of autophagy; intracellular signal transduction; negative regulation of TORC1 signaling. The record is from RefSeq and is a predicted model, not a curated record. Bases 153 to 4307 code for a protein of 1384 amino acids. The transcript is spliced from 21 exons. Lineage: Eukaryota; Metazoa; Arthropoda; Insecta; Hymenoptera; Cynipidae. Gene Ontology annotation, molecular function: GTPase activator activity.
UUUUUCGGGGUGACAUGAAAACGUAUGCUGCGUAUGACAGUUUUUACGUAAAUAAUUUGUUUUGCAGCUAGUUAACAUUGAAAUCGAAGGUCAAAAACAUUGAAUAAAGUAUAUACCUUUUGCACACCUAAUAACAAAAUAAUGGGCUGAAGAUGAAACUCUUUAAAUUAAUCGUACACCAGAAGAACUUCAGUGGGGAGGACCUAAUUAUAAACCCAAAGGAUUAUCCUGGAAUAAAAACUGGUGAUGUUGUGGAGAUUUACCAUCCUGAAGAUGAAUUCAGUCGAUUGUUGCUGCAAGUCACUUCUUUCAAGGAGGACUUGCAAGGCCGAGAAACGAUUAGCGUGGAAAAUAAUGUAGCCACGAUGUUCCAGUUGAGAACAUUUGCUGAUGUUCAUAUGAACAUUGUCAAUCCUGAUGAUGUUGCUCUCGAUUCUGUGGAACUAACUUUCAAGGAUCAGUACAUGGGCAGAAGUGAGAUGUGGAGGCUUAAAAAUAGUUUGGUAAAUACGUGUGUAUAUAUAAACAAAAAAAUCGAAUUUUGUGGUGGUAGCAUAAGAUGUCAAGUGCAUGAAAUGUGGUCGCAAGGAGAUCGAGUAGCUUGUGGUGUUAUCACUGACGACACAAAGGUCGUCUUUCGUUCCUCGACAAGUAUGGUCUACCUGUUUAUUCAGAUGAGCUCCGAGAUGUGGGAUUUCGACAUUCACGGGGACCUUUAUUUCGAAAAAGCAGUGAACGGUUUUCUGGCUGAUUUGUUUCAAAAGUGGAAGAAAAACGGCAGCAAUCACGAAGUGACCAUAGUUUUAUUCUCAAGGACUUUUUAUAACGCGAGUAGUCUCGAGGAGUUUCCUAACCACAUGCGAGAGUGUCUGCAGCAUGAUUACAGAGGCAGAUUCUACGAAGAUUUUUAUAGAGUGGCUGUGCAAAACGAAAGAUACGAAGACUGGAGCAAUGUGUUGGUACAGUUGCGGAAACUGUUCACUGAUUAUCAAAAGAUUGUCUUGGAAUAUCAUCAAAGAUCGGGAAUUACUGUACCAACGGCAACGAAUUCGACUGCGGCUCAGGGAAAUUUUCUGGAAGUACUCAACAUGUCCCUAAAUGUGUUCGAGAAACAUUAUCUGGACCGGAGUUUCGAUAGAACUGGACAAUUGUCAGUGGUGAUAACACCAGGUGUGGGCGUUUUCGAAGUGGAUAGAGAAUUAACAAACGUAACGAAGCAGAGGGUCAUAGACAACGGAGUGGGAAGCGAUUUAGUUUGUGUUGGAGAGCAACCGUUACAUGCAGUGCCUUUAUUAAAGUUUCACAAUAAGGACAAGUCGAUAAAUGUUCCUGAUGACUACAGCAUGCCUCACUGGAUAAAUCUCAGUUUCUAUUCAACAAACAAAAAGAUUCCGUACUCAACUUUUAUACCUCGAAUUAAGCUUCCUCCAAAAGUCCCCAAACAUCAAAAUGAAAAUGAAAAACUGCUAAGUAAACCGAAAUUGUUGCAAGAAGAUGCGAGAGAUUGUCUUCACAAUACUUUGUUUGAUUACGACGCUUAUGAUGCGCAAGUUUUUCAACUGCCGCCGAUUCAUACUUCAAGUUUGCAACGAGUUUCUACGAGAACGAAAAAAACGAGCGUAGCUUGUAUAGAAACACCGAAUAACGCCCAGGCAUUGAAAUUGUUGAAACGAAAAAUGUCGGAUCCGGAUAUUCAUCAUCCUCCUCCUGAGCACCCUCCCAAAACGCUUCCUAGCAAAAGUGCUGCUAUUUCAAUUCCUCACAGAAGCGAAAAUACGAAUAGUGUUGAUUCAAACGACGAAAUGUCUAAAGCGAUUUCAAGAGUUUCUCUGAAGAGUGAUGCAACCGAUAGUGAAAUAUCUCCACCAUUCAGGCCAGUUGUAGGCAGUGCUGGUAGUCCAACGAAUUCAAUUGCCCCACCGAUAACUGUAAUUCGGCCAAGCAGAGCCCUCAUCAAUCCAUUCGAUCCCUCUCAUGUUACUAUUAAACUCACAAGCAAUCGACGAAGAUGGACACAUAUUUUUCCGAAAGGACCAACUGGUGUUCUGAUUCAACAACAUCAUUACCAGGCUGUACCGGCUCAAACUCGCUCCGGACAACAAGGGGACACAAAUUCAUUGCUGAGCAUAUCACCAUCCGAAAACGGCUCUGCCAAAAAUUUUUCAAUUUCCAGAUCCACCUCCCAAGUUGGCUUUCAAGAUCAUUUGCUAACGAAACAUCAAAAGCCUGUUGUUCCGCAAGGUAGUAUUGAGAAAAGUGGACAAUCGGGAACAAAUUCUACAAAUAAGAGCUUAACUCUCUUGUGGGGUGCCACAGGCGAACAAGAGUGGACUCCAGCUCUUACAACAGGUUUGAUUGUCAAUUUGUCAUCGUCUCAAAACAAGCAUUCAGCAAUCCAAAUUAUUUUUCAAUCCGCCCUUAAAUAUUGGAGGUUUCGUGUAUUUCUUUUGCCACUACAUAAUCAAGCAACACGUAGAAUUCUUGAAGGUUCUCCACGAUGUGAUAUUUAUAAACCAUUAGCUUCAAGUGAACAAGGUGCCUACAUGGAUGGCUUCCUUCGAUUUAUAGAAGGAUGGUUGAACAAAAUCAGGAGACCAAAUCCAAAUAAGAACUGGAGUCCGACAGCUUUAGGUGGGGCCCCUACGAGAGAUCCUGCCUCCCAUUUGACCAGGCGAAGGCACAGUACGAGCCUGAUAUUUCUCACUAACCAUCAGACGAGUCUUGUUGGCAGUUCUCCGUUCAGGGAGAGACUGGGAAGCAAUCGUCUGCCUGAAAAACCACGACCAAGAUCUGGUUCUAAAGUCUUGGAUAGAGGAAGGGUUUCUCCAGCGAGUGAAGCAGUCUUACCUCUUUCUCUGGAACAACAACAAGAUCAUCUGGAUACAAGUGAAGAGAGCAAUAAUGCCGAAGUCACAAAAAUAAAAAGCAGUGCCUCGAAUUCUGAAAUUUUGGAGGCCUUAAAACACCCUUUGUCGGGGGUAGGUUUUUUUACACAGCAUCCCUCUCUUCCCAGUCAAACUUUUGUAAGCGCAGAUGCUGUUCAGUGGUUAAAUAAUCACAUUGAUGGAGGAGUAACUGUUGAAAGUGCUGUUGGUAUUAUGCAGGGUAUGAUAAAUGAGAGGCUCAUAUGUCACGCUUCAGGGGAUUUUUCAAAGCCUUUUAUUCUAGGAUUUUAUUUAUAUCACAUUGUGCAGGAAAAGGAGAGCCAGAAAGCACCUGAUUAUACUCCACCUCUUGGUGAUCUUCAAAGUUUUGAAAAUGAGUGGGUGGAAAUAGAAACAAGGGCCCCGAAAGGUUGGUGCGAACGAACGGCGUCCACAAUUCUUUCUAAUGUCUCAUCACCAAUAGCUAUUCCAAGCUGUGAUACUGUAGACGAAUCUAAUGUCCCAAUUUUUUUGAGAGACGAUAUAGAUAUAAUAGAUUCAAAUGAUGAAGGAGACUGUAGAGUUCCUCCCUAUAAGCAUACUCAUCUAGAUAUUGAUAUAAACAAUAAAAGUGAUAGAAUCGAAUGGGGACAUUUAAGAUAUCAAUCUGUCUUCAAAGCUGAUCAUUCUUAUGAAUUGGUUGUGCAGUGGGUUGCAUCUUCUGGAAAUAUUGUCGCUGAUUUGAUAUUUCUCUGGCAACGUAAAGCACAAAUGUGUGGAAUACACAUGGUGCCGAUACCUAGUGAUUUAUUGGCAUUGCCUUUUACUUUGAAAAGCGAUCCACUCAGAGGUCCAAUUUUCAUACCUUUGGAUACUGAAUGUCUGAUGAAUAAAAGGCGUUAUCUUUUUGAAGAAUUUCGGGAGGACACGUAUACCAGAAGAUUAUUUCUUUUACAAGAGGCGAUUUUACAAAGGUUCGGAUUUUUACCUUGCAUGAUUGAAAGUAUUGAAAAUACAGAAAGUGAUCGUCAGUAUGUUCACGUAACUGGAAUUGCCUUUAUUUUGGUUCCUUCAAACACCGGUAUAAGACCAAGACCACGAACUGGAACCAAUGUCGUGCGACGAACUAAUGGUCAGAAAAGAUAUCCGGUUCAUUCAGAUCAACCAAGUCCUCACGAAGCUUAUAUUACGAGACAUGUCAGUGGAAAAAGUAAUGACGAUUACAGUCUGGACAGAAGGAUGGGAUUUCUCUGGUCUUGGAAUCACAUGGUGAGUCGAAAAUGGAAAUCGUUGUCCACAUCAUCAGGAGAUGAACUAUUCCAAAAAAGAAUGAUUCAAGAUUUUCGCCAAUUCUGCUCUAACGGUGAUAAUAGAUUAAAACAGUUCUGGGAGACUUGCUGGGAACUAAAAGAAAAAUCGUGUAUAAAGAUGAAAGAGUUGUAAUAAAUUAGUUCCUUAAAUUUUUCCUCGAGUUAAAAGUUCCGGACACAUUCAAGAAACUUAAUUUCAUUGCCUCUCUUAAAUUCAUUGAUAAAAUGCUCCACGAAUUUAUAUUUAGUUCAGAGUUGAUCCUACAAUUGUACAAUUAUUAGUAGCAGAAUAAUUAGAAAUUGGAUCUAGUCCUCUUUUUCAUAAACUAAUUUGUGAAUAUGCCAAAUAACUGAUAAAAAACAAUGUCAGGAUUAAAAAAGUGUGAUUUGACUUUCGUCGUUAUUAUUAAGUAAUGCAGGAAAAUGAGCAGGAUUUUAUUCGUUAUUUAUUAAAAAUAAGAAACUUACUUUAAUUUUUUAAUAAGCAGGAAGACUAAUUUGUUCCUAUCUUCGUUUGUGAAUAAAUCUGUGAAAAAAAGUGAUUCUAUCAAAUUAAGUGAGCGCCACUAUAAAUAAAUUGUAUCUACUAAUGUUUUUUUUUUUUUAUAAAAUUGUUAUUAAUUUGUCUAAAAUGGUUCUUUAUAGAAACUUUAGAAAAAUACAUUCCACUUUUGACAAAUUUAUUGUUUUUUAAUUGUACAGAAUUCGGUUCGUUUUAUUAAGAAAUAUAAUAUCAU